AGAGAUCAGUGGCCCUGAGUCACGAUACGAAACCGCAAGAAGAUAAGAAAUACAUUCUGCGCUUUUCCUGCUAUGUUCUCUACUUGAUUCUAUUUCGCGCGUAUUUUCGACGUUUCAUGUUUCGAAAUCUGACGGUUGGCCGGUGAGGAGCUGUACCACACCAGUUUCUGGCGAUCGUUCGUUCGUAGCAGGAGUUUAAAAUCCGCAGGGAAUUUUCAUUUUUCAUAUAGAUUUUUCGCCACGAAUUAUCCUUUCGCAAACGCCAGGGGUUUGGAGAAGGUACUUUUUUUCAAGAUACAUCCGGUAUUCCGGCCGAAACCAGCUGUUCAAAAUUGCAUAAGACGACCCAACGCAGUUGAUCACGACUCGUCGCCAUGCGUAGCGUCCAGCUCUUCGUGUUCCUGGUGGUCGGCGUGAACCUUGUGCUUGGGUUUCGAAGCUUUGCCCGCGGUAGGAGCAAGGGUGGAAGUCUCGGAGAGCCAAUUCUCAAUGAGAGUCAUGCGUUACCUGAGGAUCAGUGGUUCGAGCAAUUCCUCGACCAUUUCAACCCAACCGAGACCAGAACAUGGAAGCAGCGAUACUUCGUGAAUUCGGAUUUCCACAAAAAAGGUGGGCCUGUUUUUCUCAUGAUCGGAGGCGAGGGAGCCGCCAGCCCGAAAUGGAUGGUGGAAGGACAAUGGAUUGAUUAUGCUCGGCGAUACGGUGCGCUCUGCUUUCAAUUGGAGCAUCGUUUCUAUGGCAAAAGUCAUCCUACUGCUGAUCUGAGUAUCAAAAACCUUGUGUACCUCACCUCCGAACAAGCACUGGCCGACUUGGCAUAUUUUAUCGAGGGGAUGAACCUGUUGCAUCAAAUUCCUGCGGGGACUAAGUGGAUCACUUUCGGAGGCUCUUAUCCGGGUUCCUUAGCUGCUUGGUCUCGAUACAAAUAUCCUCACCUUGUGCACGGAGCCAUGUCAGCCAGCGGUCCUCUUUUGGCAAAGAUCGACUUCCAGCAAUAUUACGUGGUGGUGGAAGACGCUUUGCGAACGCAUUCGCAGGCUUGCAUAGAUGCGGUGGUAGCUGCCAACAGACAGGUGCAUAUCAUGCUGCGUCAUCCUGUCGGGCAGAAAGGGCUUGCCGAAAAAUUCAAGUUCUGCUCUCCCGUUGAUACACAAACGAAACGUAACGACAUUGCAAACUUGUACGAAUCGCUGGCCAGCAAUUUCGCCGGUGUGGUACAAUACAACAAGGAUAACCGUAGGAGUUCCAAAACUUCCAACAUAACUAUCGGCACGAUAUGCGACAUCCUGGUGGAUGAGAAAAGAGGAACGCCAGUAUCUCGUCUGGCAGAAAUGAGCAACUUACUCUUGGAGGCCAACGGGGAGAAGUGCUUCGAAUUCAAAUACUCCAAGAUGAUCAACGAGCUCUGCAAUGUCAGCUGGGCCGAUGAAGUGGCUGAAGGGGGUCGCCAAUGGAUGUACCAAACGUGUACCGAGUUUGGAUUCUUCCAAACGUCCACUGCACGUCCUCAACUUUUCAGCGAAACUUUCCCACUGGAAUUUUUUGUCCAGCAGUGCACCGACGUCUUCGGACCCAAGUACAAUAUGCACCUUUUGGAGGCUGCCGUGGAGCGUACGAACACAAUUUAUGGGGCGUUUGAUCUGGAUGUGAGCAACGUUGUGUUCGUUCACGGUAGUAUCGACCCCUGGCAUGCCCUUGGGAUAACGAAGUCAUCGAAUCCACGGGCACCAGCCAUCUACAUAAACGGUACCGCCCACUGCGCCAAUAUGUAUCCCAAGUCUGAGAAUGAUCCACCGCAGUUGACCGAAGCGAGGGAGCGAGUCGGUCAGCUGAUCGGCGAAUGGCUCAAGAACUGAAAGGCUGCGAUGUGAAAAAUAUGUGAUAAAAUUAGGGCUAUGAUGAAACCAAACCUGUUGAUAUGUCAAAAAUCUGAUUACCUUAAGACAAGUGUGAUGCGAAUCUGAUUGUGUUGAUAUUUUUUUACAUAGUCUGUGUGUACUUCUAGUUAGAGUAAGGAUGUUUGACGUGUCUUAUUAUUUUCUUCUUUUGUCGAUUUUUACUUCCUAUCGGGCACGUCUGUGAACAUUAUUAUCAUUAUUAUUACAAUAAAAUCUCAGCGCUUUUGUCGA
Athalia rosae (coleseed sawfly) is the source of this 2129-nucleotide messenger RNA. RefSeq names its product putative serine protease K12H4.7. Gene Ontology annotation, molecular function: dipeptidyl-peptidase activity; serine-type exopeptidase activity. The transcript has 7 exons. Lineage: Eukaryota; Metazoa; Arthropoda; Insecta; Hymenoptera; Athaliidae. Bases 375 to 1856 code for a protein of 493 amino acids. The record is from RefSeq and is a predicted model, not a curated record. Gene Ontology annotation, biological process: proteolysis.